Messenger RNA from Phycodurus eques (leafy seadragon), 869 nucleotides. Its product is annotated as ubiquitin-conjugating enzyme E2 D4-like. Bases 134 to 577 code for a protein of 147 amino acids. Gene Ontology annotation, biological process: ubiquitin-dependent protein catabolic process; protein polyubiquitination. Gene Ontology annotation, cellular component: nucleus. The transcript has 7 exons. Lineage: Eukaryota; Metazoa; Chordata; Actinopteri; Syngnathiformes; Syngnathidae. Gene Ontology annotation, molecular function: ubiquitin conjugating enzyme activity. The record is from RefSeq and is a predicted model, not a curated record.
ACGCGGAAACAAAAGCGAACCCGUUUCGUCUCCAAACAAUUAACAUCGAGUCGGGUCAAAGUGAGCUUAGUUACGCCUUGACAGUUGUCGGUUUGACGCCACACUCUCCGCUACCCAACACCGAAGACUUAUCAUGGCUUUGAAAAGAAUAAAGAAGGAAUUGACGGAUUUGCAGCGGGACCCUCCUGCUUCGUGUUCGGCUGGACCCGUAGGAGACGACAUGUUCCAUUGGCAAGCCACCAUCGCAGGACCGAAUGACAGCCCAUAUCAUGGAGGGGUUUUCUUCUUAUCUGUCCAUUUCCCCACAGACUAUCCCUUCAAACCACCCAAGGUGGCUUUCACGACAAAAAUCUAUCAUCCAAAUAUAAACAGCAAUGGAAGCAUCUGCCUCGACAUCCUAAGGUCGCAGUGGUCACCUGCCCUUACCGUAUCAAAAGUAUUAUUAUCCAUAUGCUCUUUGCUAUGCGAUCCCAAUCCCGACGACCCAUUAGUCCCUGACAUAGCGCACACGUACAAAUCAGACAGACAAAAGUACAACGAAGUCGCCAGAGAAUGGACUAAGAAGUUUGCGAUGUGAAGGCAAGUGAAGUUUCUGCAACAGUCCCCUGGACACCUCAAGUUAAAAAAGAAAAGUACUUUAGUCACGCUGGUUCUUGUCUGUGCUGGGAGCACUUUCACUACUCAAACUUGACCUGACCCAAUUGUUCUCAACUGUUAAGUUUAUUCUGAUUUCAUUAAAUUGGAAUUCUUUUUUUUAUUAUGUUAUUAGCAAUGAUGAUGAUCAUACCUCUUUUUAUUUUACUUUUAAGAGAUUUAUAUUGAAUAAAACUAUGCUCAUUUUACUUUGCAUUAAACGCAUGGAAAUUUGA